CUCCCACAUAAUUAUGCGCCAUACAUCAUUAUAACCACACACCGUGCACAUAAUUAUUGACGAUUGGUAUAGCUAACAAACACCUAACAUGAAAAUGUUAUGGUCUAAAAUGAUCACAGUCAAAAUACUGUUGAUCCACCUACAAUGAUGCCCCCCUCCCACACAAGUCAUAGUCACACAACACACACAUACUGACCAACAACUAACCGGGCACCAAUGAAAAGAUGUGGGCUCAAGUAUAUAGUUAUGUCCUGACCACUUCUACCCACCAGCAGCCCCAGAUUCUGUAGUACUUAAGACGGCACACGGAAGACCUGAAUUUACUUAAACUUCAUCCUUGUUCUUACCAAGCAUCUGAAACAGCUGAUACAGUUGUGAAAAUGAGAAUAUUUCAAUCGAUCCUCAUCUAUGUCGGUACGCUCAUCCCAAUGCUACUUCUUAUCAGGGAGGGCCAAACUGCAGCUCUUCCUUGUGACCAUCCUCUAAGAAUUUCUGCUCCACAAUAUUUCAGCCAUUGUGACUCAGUUUGCACAUACUCAGAUUGGUCUGAAUGGCUGGCCGUUCCUAAAAGUGUGCACGUGGUUCCUUCUUCUCAAUGUCCAACCAAAGAGGCCUACCAGGAAAUACGCAAAAGAGGUGUGCUGGGUAAAUCAAUUGCUGACUGCACAGAGACAUCAGAGACACGAUCAAUCUGUCUUCCCGAUCAAGAGGACAGGCUAAUUUUAGCUCUUGGACUUGGAGGUUCCAAACAAGACUUCAGUCCCAUUGGCUCUCCAGGCCCGGCUGGUCCACAAGGUCAACCUGGUUCGGCUGGUCCACAAGGUCAACCUGGUGCAUCUGGUCCGAAAGGACCUUCAGGUCCUGUUGGUCAACCUGGUCAGCCUGGGGCUAAACCUCCUAGUGGACCUCCACCAACACUUCCAAUCAGGAUUCCUGGUGUGCAUGGACCUGGUCUCCGAUGUCCUCAUAACGACGGAAUUGGACAAAUAUGUUCUCAUUUAACAAAAAAACGGUCAGUGUCACUUCGAGACGAGUUUAUGGAGGCAGAAGGUAUAAGCUUGCAAGAAACUGAAGAAUUCAAUUCUGAAGACAUCCUUUCGUUUGAAUCGAGAAAAGUUGCGUUACCUUUUAGCUGGACAGACCAUGGACCUCGCUUAAGACGCCAAUCUCAGUCUUGCAGCCCGCUUGAUGUUCAACAUGUCUUGUUUAUUCUCGACUCUUCUGGAAGUAUUGGUCUUGAUAGGUACCAACGAAUGAAGGACGCUCUCAGCAAGCUUGUUCCUUUGUUUUGCAACCAAGUUAAGUUUGCAAUGGUGACCUUUAGUAGAGAUAUAAGUUUGGAGUUUUGCUUUGACUGCUUUGAGAACACCUAUCUUGGUAGAGAAGCUACUUCAAGUGCUAUCAGUAGUGCAGAGUAUCACAAUAGAAAUACAAACACUGGAGCUGCAACAAAAUGUGUGUGCGACGAACUGCUUAACCACAAAUGCGGAAUAACUAGCAAUCCGAGCUGUCUAGAUGUGGUGUACAUUACAGAUGGAAAAUCAAACGAUAGAACGCAUAAGGUGUGCAAAGAAGUAGAAUGCUUACAUCAGAAGUACGGAGUCAACACGUACGCUAUUGGAAUAAACAGUCAAACAUCACACAGCUCUUCUGUCAACCAAGAGGAACUAGAUUGCAUCUCUGAUUCCAGCAACAUUUUGAGUGCAUUUCAGUACAAUAGCUUUGAUGAUUUUGAGGAGGCUAUUGAUAAAAUCAUCAUACGUCUCUUCGAAGUGAUCGUGAGUGGAAAUCCUUAUGCAUGUCUUCGUCGUGAUGAAGUUAUCGAUCCAACUGGUGCUCCUUGAUGUAAGACAACAAGAAACAAAAAAAGAAACGUAUAUAGUUGUGUAUAUACUGUUAUAGAGCUGUUCAAUUAGAAACUGCUUUGCUAUUUUCAGUCACUGUUUCA
Messenger RNA from Halichondria panicea, 1948 nucleotides. RefSeq lists its product as uncharacterized. NCBI's taxonomy places the organism in Eukaryota, Metazoa, Porifera, Demospongiae, Suberitida, Halichondriidae. The transcript has 3 exons. The coding region runs from base 381 to 1844 and encodes 487 amino acids. The record is from RefSeq and is a predicted model, not a curated record.